Molecule: messenger RNA, 3081 nt
Organism: Gavia stellata (red-throated loon)
Lineage: Eukaryota; Metazoa; Chordata; Aves; Gaviiformes; Gaviidae
Gene: RGSL1
Product: regulator of G protein signaling like 1
Source: RefSeq, a predicted model, not a curated record
AUGACGGCCACUACAGCCAUAGCCUCCACAGAAAUGGGGCUUCUGCUGAGAGAUGGCGUUUUUGUUGACUUUUGCAACACAUUUCUGAAUCUUCCUGUUUUUGGCCAGACACCCAUUUACAUCAGCAGCACGGGCCGGUGGGACCUCUGGCCAGAGCUGCCAAGCCACCUGGAUCCCAGCCCCCCGACUUCACUGGCUUGGCUGGAAAAGCACCGCCUGCCUCACUUCUGCAAAUCCAGCUUGUGCCUCCACCUCGUCCUCUGCCAGAAGCUCCUGGGUUUCAUUCCGUCGGGGGAAGCAGCAAAACUGCUGAACUGGCAAAGUGCUGACCAGUGGCUGCUGGAGAAGUGUGUCAGCGGGAGCCAGGGCAUGUGGCACUUUCGGGCCUUCGUCCAAGGAAUGGCAGGAGAGGAACUGACCAACUUCUGGCUCACCACCGAAAGGCUCCUGGGGCUUGACGAGUCAGACACGAGGCAGAGGGACCUCUACCUGUCCUUGCUCCACAGGCCGAAAGCAACUCACCUGCGCAAAGGCUCCAGCAUCAUCACUCUCUGCAGGACCAUCGUUGGGUCGCUGCCAAAAGGCUGGCACGUUCAGCCCAUCAGCACCAGGAGGGAGAUCCUAAGCAAGAUGCAGGAACGGGCCCUUUUUAUGAUUCAGAGUUACUGGCUCCCUAAAUUCUUAUUCCACUGCAAGAUGGGCAUGGAAGAAGAGAAAUCUUGUCAGCCUCUGCUGCAGGAAUAUUGGGCAUGUUUAUUAUGGGCCAACUUGCAGGAGCCCUCAGGCUUUUCGGAGAAUCUCUUCAUGAUGCAUAUUAAAAGGAGCCAGGGUUUGUCAGGGCCCUGCUGCAGCAAGAAGUCCAAAGCAGAGAUCUGGACUCUGGUCAAGGAGGGAAGAGACACCCAAGGAAUGUAGAUGCUCAGUUCAGAAAAGCAGCCGGGGCCAGCGGGGAGCACAAAGGAAUCGCGUCUGGACAAAGAUGCUUUGGGACCAAUUCCUCAGCAGUCAGAGCAUCCUGCAAACACUGCCUUUGGAGGCAAAGGAGGAGCAACCUCUCCCAAAAGACCUAGACCCAAUGCAGAGCAGGUCCUUCGUCUGGAAGACCUCUGCAAAGAGAAAGUCCUCUCUAACUUGCGUUCCUCUACACCCCUUGUCUAGCUGCCAUCCCUGAAAAAGCUGGUCAAGACCUUGAGUUUCCUUCCCUGGGCCCUUAAGGCUGAGAGCUGUGCAGGAUGGCCCUUCAGGGACUUCUUGAAGCGCCAGGACCCGUCUGUGGAGACUUGUCUCCUGGAUCUGUGGCAUGACCUGGAGGAAUUUCUGCCCAUGGUGCUGGACCCCAGCAGAGAAAACAGUUUCUUCCUGCGUCAUUUGAUCGGGGAGAAGAUAUGCAAGAGCUACCUGGAGGAGGGCACCAUUCAGCAGCUUCCCCUGGAGACCAGGACUCUUACGAGCUUGCGGGACCGUCUGAUGUCUGGAGAAUUCUCCCCCUGGAUAUUCAGAGCCCGGAAGGAGAUUUGCAAGGUGCUCUGCUUCUUCCACAAGGAAUUUCUGACUGAUGAUGACAGGAUGUUCCUCCAGUUCAUGUCUCUGCAGAGCGAUGUCCCGAUGCCAGAGACUCAAAGCCAGGCUGUUGGGAAAGAUGAAUGUUUCCUCCUGUCCCGGAGGAUAAACACGUCCUUGAAGCUGAGCCAGGCCUUGCAUGCCACGAGGAACUUGGAAGGUCUCUCCUCCAAGCACUGGCGAUUAGUUGCCACUCGGGAUCUCCAGAAAGGGGGCUCCAUCCAGGCAGAGGUGGAACCUCUCCUGUGCAGGACUGGUUCUGAGGUCUCCAUCACAGACCCAAAGCACUUUGUGAAAGUACUGCACAACCCUGCCCACCUGCAGUUCUUGAAGCAGUUCCUCGAGGAGCGCAAUGCAGAUGAACCAGUGCAUUUCUGGAUGGCCGUGGAGAAGCUAGUCGCAGAGACCAACCUCAAGACAAAGAGCUUCCUCAUUAACAGCAUUCUCAGAAAUUAUUUCUGUGCUGAAAUCCCAGAUGAGGAGCAGUUGGACUGCCACACUUCAAUAAUCAAAGAAAUAAAUGAGGCCGAAGCAGUCGGCCCCUUCACGUUGAUGACAGCAAAGAUGUCCAGAAGGCAAUGGUUUAAAGAGUACCAGGACCUGUUCCCACCGAGCGAUACACAUAAGUCUAACCUUUGUUUGCAGCAUGGGAUGGGGAACUUCAUGACAGACAAGCUGCAGUGGGCCUGGUAUGCCAUUCACGACACCGUCAAGAGCAUCCGCGGGGAGAUGGACAAUGGCAAACACCACGCAGAGUUUGAGGACUUUCUCCAGCAGGAACUAGGAAAUGAGGAGGAAAACAGUCCUGGGUUUAGGCACCCCCAGGUGAAUGCCAUGACCACAAAGGCAGUAGAAGAGGGAAGUGGGUUUUCAUCCCUCCUGUUUCACUAUUCCACACCUUGUGGAUUGCUUUUUCUGGCCUGGUUUUCCAGGCUGGCUGAUUCGGUUGAAGCUCUGGCAGCCCGCAACAUGCAAUCAGAAAAGGAAGUUGCCGUUCUCAAAAGGAAAGUCACCAUUAUCAGCAAACUCUUCCUGAACUCUGAUAUUCCCCCAAAUUGUGGUGGCCAGGUAAACAUCUCUGAAGAAGAAAGAGAUUUAAUCUGGAGUUUAUCUUCCAAGGGGCUACUGAAUCGUGUCCUCUACCACAGGGCCGAGGCCAUCAUAUUCCCCAUCCUGAUGCACUUCUGGAGAAGGUUCUGCAGCUGGAAAGUGAUGAGGAGCUUUUGAGCCUCUACAAAGGACAGGGUGCCAAUCUCUUCGCCAAGUACAAAAACCUCCGAGUCAUCUGACAUUUACAGUCCAAGGAUCCAGAUCCUGCUGCCGCAGCCCCGGAAGAAAAUGGAGCCAUUGGAGGAGCAAAAAGAUCCAGAUAAAAGUCUUGAGAAAAGGCUCUCAUUCAGCAAGUCUGCCUCCUGUCCUGCAGAGCAGGCACUGAGGGAAGGGCAGACCUCCAAGGAAGAACAGACCUCCCAACCUACUGUCCACACUGAGCAGGGCAGGGGUGCGCUCCAAGAAAGCUGA